AUGGAGGCCCAACUAGUCCCUAUUACUCAAAGUCCAUACACUGAAAGGGAUGCACAUAACUUAAGGAAAUUCUACAAAAUCCAGAAUGCUUGCUCACAGCUAGAGGCAUCAAUCAAUGUUCUAUAUGAAAAUGCACUAUCUACUGAAGAAAUCGAUUCAAUGCUUAAACAUGGAACUAAUUUGGAAAAACUUAUUGCCGCCAGCCCUGCAAUGCAUGUAGCAAGCCGUUUGAAAGCGGCUAAGAAAGUGCUGGAUAUUCAAUCGGUUUUCAAGCAGUACAAUUUUGAAAGUGACAACUCACCUGUUGAUGAAUACAUCCAUUAUCCUAUUUGUACAGAUCGUCGCCUGGAGAAUUUGGCAUUUAUUCAUAGUUCGUAUCCAAAUAUGAAUGUUAAGUUAACGGAAACUCAGAAAAUUGUAAUGUGUAAUGAACGGUUAGAAUUCCUUGGUGAUAGUUGGCUGGGUGCCCUUGUUGCAUACAUCAUAUACAAUAAAUACCCUUAUGCUGAUGAAGGGGCAUUAUCGAAAAUGAAGGAUGCGAUAGUUAGUAAUAGCAAUUUAGAGAAAAUCUGCACGAAGCUGGGCUUCAAAGAGAGAUUGCUUGAAAAUAUCCCACGUUCAUCAAUGAAAAUCAAGAAUAAAUUCUCAAAAUACUAUGCAGACUGUGUGGAAGCAUAUAUCGGUGCUCUAGUGGUCGACAGAUUUUCAGCAGAGUUCAAAGAUAUAGCAGAUUGGCUAACUGAACUUGCUCAAGAACAUUUUGAAGAGCUGGGCCCAGACAUGUUUAAAAAACCGUUAAAUAAAAAUGCCAAAGGUGAAUUGGCUGAAUUUUUACAAUUUAAUAAACUUGGGCUGAAAUUGGCCUACGUCAGAGUUACAAACAAGACGCCAUUCAAGGUUCAACUUAAAUUAGGAACGAUACUUCUGGCAGAAGGCCAGGGGCCCAAUGUUCGAGAAGCAGAACAUAGAGCUGCGAUGGAGGUUCUCGCUAAUAAGGAGUUAAUUGAAAAAUACUCAUUAUGUGAACUUGAAAACAACGAUUUUAUGAACCAUGUCAUCGAAGAGGCGUCAGAAAAAGAUCAAAAAGAAGUAAAAAUCGAGAUAGGCCCUGGAACAACCAACUAUGGACAUAUGCUGGGCGAAGAAAAAAGCUCAACGUCUGAUCCUCUAUUAGCAACAACAGGACCAAAUAGCCAGAGCUCUACAGACCCCAACUCAAUCAUGAAGGAAAUUAUGGACCGUAUGACUUCUCUCGUACCUUCACUGAUUUCUGAAGCUAUCGAAAGCAUAAUACAGGAGGAUAAUUCCGGCAUAUCAAUCUCUGAGCCGUCAAUGUCUGAGAAUGAGCCAAGGCAACUAGUGGAAAAUGAUAACAGUACAAAAUUUUCGAAAAAUAAUAUUACUAUAAAACAUAGCAAUAAACCUCCCGAAGAUUUAAAGACAAAUGAUAUAGAAUAUGAUAAAGAAUCGUCGGGUAGGCUGUAUGCCCUUCUAGGAUCUAUUAAGUUGCACCCAGACUAUGAAAUUUUUCAAGAAGGACCGUCUGAAUUUCAUGCAAUUUGUUCCAUCAAAGGAACAGGCACAUUCUUGGGAGAAGGUACAGGCAGAAGCAAAAAGAUUGCACAGCAUAUAGCAGCAGGGAAUGCGCUUAACAGCGAAGCAUUACAGGAUAUACUGACAAAUACCUGA
Kazachstania africana CBS 2517 is the source of this 1689-nucleotide messenger RNA. RefSeq lists its product as uncharacterized. Gene Ontology annotation, biological process: regulation of gene expression; rRNA processing. NCBI's taxonomy places the organism in Eukaryota, Fungi, Ascomycota, Saccharomycetes, Saccharomycetales, Saccharomycetaceae. The record is from RefSeq and is a predicted model, not a curated record. The coding region runs from base 1 to 1689 and encodes 562 amino acids. Gene Ontology annotation, molecular function: ribonuclease III activity; double-stranded RNA binding. The transcript has a single exon. Gene Ontology annotation, cellular component: nucleus.